AUGGAUGCGGUGAUCAAGCACUCCAAGCCCGCGCAGGAGGCGCGGCAAGUGUAUCUGGAUGUGGUGGAUCAAGUGAUUGCCAACGUCAAGGCCGCGUUCCUGGACGAAGGAUCCGACGAGCAAGUGCUCGAGGACCUGCGAUCGCUCUGGCUGGCCAACCUCUACGAGCAGCGCACCAUCGACACGGGGCUGCACCAAGUGGAUGGUGCCGGUGAUGAUGGUGAUGACGAUGACGACGAUGAUGAUGGCAACGAUGGUGGGCAGCCCACACCCGCACAGGAGCAGCCACAGCCACAGCCGCAGCAGCCGGACGCAAGUGGCAGUGAACCCAGAGACACACCAGAGACGCAGACGUCCACCGCAAGCACGGGCGGCCAACCACCGGCACCAGCGGAGCAGGAGCAACCCUCUCGCAAUGAUGAGAGCGUCAGCAUCGACGACGACGACGACGACGAUGACGAGGAUGAUGAUGAUGAUGAUGACGAGGAAAUGGGCGCACGUCCAAACCACAUUAUCUGCCAGCACGAGCGGAUCAACCACUCGAAGAAUGUGUGGAAGGCGGCGUUACGCAACUGCGUCGUACACGUGGACGGCCAGGACUUUGUCUUCGGCGCCAUGAAGCUCGACUAUAUCUGGUGA
This is a messenger RNA of Salpingoeca rosetta, 639 nucleotides long. RefSeq lists its product as uncharacterized. The record is from RefSeq and is a predicted model, not a curated record. Gene Ontology annotation, cellular component: transcription factor TFIIA complex. Bases 1 to 639 code for a protein of 212 amino acids. Gene Ontology annotation, biological process: transcription by RNA polymerase II; transcription initiation at RNA polymerase II promoter. The transcript is spliced from 5 exons. NCBI's taxonomy places the organism in Eukaryota, Choanoflagellata, Craspedida, Salpingoecidae.